AUGCUGGAUGCCGGCAUAACAACGCUGAUGUUGAGGGGGCUGCCACCCAACUUGAAAAGAGGCAUGCUCCUUCAACUGUUGAGCGCGGAAGGUGCCGGCAGGUACAAUCUUGUCUAUGUGCCAUAUGACAAAAUCGCUAACAGGCCCAUGUCCUCCGCGAUUGUCAACUUCACCGACCACGAGAGUGCAAGGAAAGUCUACGGCUUCUUUGAGAGCCUAAGACUUGAAACAAACUGGUCCCUACAUAUCGCUCCGGCUACCGUUCAGGGAUUUGAAGCGAAUCUUGCACUCAUAGCUGCCAGCUCGGGGUCGGGAUUUGCUGCGCUUUGCGAGCCUGAGGGUCCUCUGAUUUUUGUGGAUGGCGUCACUGGGUCCAUGAUUUGGGGAAUAAGUUUGGGGUUUAGGGUUGAUGGUUAA
Molecule: messenger RNA, 417 nt
Organism: Symbiodinium pilosum
Lineage: Eukaryota; Dinophyceae; Suessiales; Symbiodiniaceae
Source: the annotation of a GenBank genome assembly